AUGGAUGGUCGCCAUGAGCAAGGUCUCGUGGCGUGGGCAAACACGUUCAGCUCUUCCUUCCCAGAAGGGGCAGCACCGGCAGCCUCUUUGGCGCACUUCACCAACGGCGAUGCUCUCAUCCCGAUCGCCCGCACUAUCUUAGGCGACAACCACGAUGACCACGACAGCGAUGGGCAAGCAACCGCUUCUGGGUGGGCCGGCGUCAUCUCGUAUCUGCAUUCGGCCGAUUUGAUCGAGAAAGAUCUUCAAGUCCCCACCGAGGAAGACAGCAAGAGAGACAUGGCAGUUACGUGUCUGGAGGCCUUGUUGCACCACACUUGCCAAGACACUUGCGCCGGCCGGGCGACCUUCAUCCGCCAAAUCAUGUCCCUCGACACCGACGUGCAGAGCGUUCUGAGGCAUGUCGUGGCCGGCGAGGAGCCGUUGGACGAAGACGGCGACGCGAGUAGCUCUGAAGCCGGCUCGCCUUACAGGGAUGACCGCGAUGGCGGCGCCAGCAGAAGCUUCGCGGGAUCCCCCGCCGCGAUCGCGGCGGCACACCUCUCUCCUGGCAGCGGCGCCAGCCGCAGGCGCCGCACUAGCAUCACCACCAGCGGGUCGUCCUACGACAGCAGCCACUCUGACGAAGAAGACGGACUGGGAUUGGAGAGCUGGUACUCGCCGCACCCAAGGAGGAGCGCCCGCCGGAAGUCAAAGGUCCCGACAGGGGGCGGGACGGGGGGACGCGCGGCGCGGGUGGGGCCCAGGCCGCCGCGCCAGGGGCGCACCCUGGACAUGGAAGAAGCCGAAGAAGCUCUUGUCGGAGCGACCGCGACCUCUGCUACACCGUUACCCCCUCCUGCACCACCUGCGAGUUGCCCGGCCGGCUGGACUGUUACUGCCGUGGAGGUUGUCGACCUCAAGGCCGAGGUGUCGCGACUGAAAGACCAGCUCGAACGCGCCGCCGCCGCCCGCGCGGAAGCGGUAUCAGUCGUCGAAGCCCAGCGCGACGCGGCCGCCGAAAGGGCUGAAGAGCUGCGGGAGGACCUCUGGAAGGCCCGGCAGGCGGCAGAGAGGGUGACAAUCUCCGAGGAGGACGCCGUGAUCGCGGUGGAAAGGGAGGUGCGAGCGGAGUUCGAGAAGGAGAUGGCCGUGUUGAAGGAGAGGGCUACCGAGGCCGAAGAGAGGGCGUCGGCUUUGGAGUCGUUCGAGGAGGAGGUCCUGCGCUUGCGAGACGACGUGGACAUCCUCAGGCCCGCCGAGGCGAAGCUUUCUAAGCUGGAGGACACCCUCUCAAAGUACCGCGAGAAGAUCGAGGAGCUGAGUGGCUUGCCGGGCCAGCUCAAGAGAGAAGAGAAGGCGCACGCUGAGGUGCUCGAUCGCUGCCUGAGGCUGGAGACCGAAGUGACCCAGAUCCCCCAGCUGAGGCGACAGGUGGGUCAAUACCGCCGCUCCCAGACGGACAUGGAGGUGGCCAGCCGCGAACAGUCGCGGGAGCUCGAGACGGCCCGGGAGGAAUCGGCGCGGCUGUCGCAAGAGGUUAAAGAUCUCAGGGAAAGUUAUGAGGCCGCGAGGGGCGAGCAGCGGAGGCUCCAGGAGAGGUGGACCGCCAGGGACACGGAGGGGUCCGACGAUGAAUGGGCCGGGGGGGGCAUCGGGGAAGGUGGGCAUGGGUUCCUUGGAGCAGAGCUGCUUGGUGGUGUUUUCGCAGGCCAAGCUGUCGUAGGUAUCUCGGAGUUUAACCCGGAGCUGAUGGAGGAAAUGGCAAGGCUUCGACUUGCUAACGAGCAGCUGAAGGCUAAGGUGGACUACAACACCGAGGAGACCAUCCUGGACCUGGAGCGGAAAGCCGGGGACGCCAGCCGUCUAGCGGACAAGUUCCAUGACAGCCUGGCCUCGGAGCGGGAGGUCCGCGCCGCCGCUGAGCUUUCACUCGCCGAAGCUCGGGCUCGCAUCGCCGACCUCGAGUCCCAGAUCGUCGCCCUGCGGGAAGAGCACCUGGCGACGGUCACCCGCCUGGAGGGGGAGUCUGAGCGGCGGGAGGAGGGGCUACGGGGAGAGAUGGCGGCGGCGGCGGGAGCGGCGGCGGCGGCGGCGGCGCGAGUGGAAGAGGAGAGGAGCGGGGAGAGGGCGGAGUUCCGCGAAGCAGCGGCGAGGGAGGGGGAGCGAGCGGCCGCCGAGCUUGCGGCAGCCCGGGAGGCACACGAGAAGGAGAAGGGGGAGUCGGCGAGGAAGGAAGAGGAGGCCGCCAGGGAGCUCGCGGACGCGAGGCUGGCUUUCGAGAGCCGGGUAGCGGAGGUCGAGAAGGAGCUGGAGGGUAAGCUGCAGGAGGAGAGGAGGUUGGCCGCGGAGGAAUUGGCGGUGGCUAGGGAGAGGACGGCGGAGGAGGAGAAGGGGCGUUCGGAGGAGGCGCGGAUGAAGGAGGAGGCCGAGCGACAGUUGCGAGAGCUGGCGGAGAAGUUUUCAACGGGUAAGCAAGAGGCUCUGAAGGCCAUCGGCCGCCUCGAGACCAACGCUCGCGACCAGAGGGAGGAGUCGGCGUUGCUGCUGCAGGAGCAGAUGGCGGAUCACGAAGCGAAGAUGGCUGCUUUGUCCGGCGAGUUCGCCAGGUACCGCGAGACCCACACGGUGGACGACAUUUCGUACAACCAAGACGUAGACCAAUGGGAGAUGAGCAUCGCCACCAAGAAGAAGAUGAUCGGAGAUCUCCAGGGUCAACUGCGCGCCUUAGAGAAGGACAAGCGCAAGCUCGAGCGCGAGAAGACUUUCUACUGGGGACGGGCGGAGGAGCUCAGGAUGUCCGCGGCCGCGGGGGGUAGGGCGGACCCCUCCAGAGACGCCGAUCACUUGCAGCUGGUCGAGCAGACGAGGGAGCUUAUCGAGGAGAACCGCGAGCUGAGGCAGAGGGCGCAGGAUAAUAGCGAUGGCGGUGGUGCGAUGAGCACGCGCAGUGGUGGAAGGUGGGGAAGCAGCGGCGUGGCGGCGAUGAGGGCGGAGCACGAGGCCGAGAUGACCGCGCUCAAGGAGGAGAAGCAGGACCUGCUGCUCAAGUACCACGCCACCUCCGCCAAACUCAACGAGGAGCAGCAGCGGUGCGCCGAGCUGAACGGGGAGGUCGAGGAGGCCCGCGCCCAGUUCGUCUCGCUGCAGCUGGUGAACAAGAGGCAGGAGAAGAAGCUCCAAGACUCUAUCGCGACUUCCGCUCGGAUGACAUCACCGGCAACCGGCAGCAGCAGCAGCAUCGACGACGACCCCUCCACCCAGAAGGAGAACCGAGCAGCGGUUCGCCGGCCUUCAUCGUCUUCGUCAUCGGCACGCCACCUCCGGAGCCGGGCUGGCCGGGGAGGAUCCAAGGACAAGGGCGUCGAGCUGAGCCUCAAGGGCGUUGAAGGUGGGGGUUCCACCAAAGGAGGCUACGACGGUAGCGGGGCCGCCGGCGCUGCGCCCGGCGGACGGGGGCCACUUCGCGGCCUGGGCAAUGCGAGGCUGCAGGAGGAGGCACUGGUGUUGGACAACAAAAAGGCGGUGUUGGACAAGGAAGCGGGGGUGUUGGCGCGGGUUGGGCGGGUAGAUGAGGAUACUCCGCCGGAGUGUGUUCAGUCCUAGGCACGGGCGGGAUUUUUCGGACCAAGAGUUUUGUGAGUCAUGAGGGCCAGGGUCUUCGUCUCAUGUAUGUCUGGUCACGAGGUGUGUCGUGCGAUGUGUACUGUGUUACGAGCAUCCGUGCCCUGCUUGAAGAAGCGACAUUGGUCAACUCUCGAGUGAUAGCGGUGUCAAAGAGAAGCUUAGCUUUCCCCAGAAGGGGUCUCCCACACUUCCUACAGUUUUCCCAAAUGACCCAUGGGACUCCCAUGGGUGACCCAUUGCCCAUGGGCACCCCGUUAGGCCCAUGGGCAGCCCAAUUGGUGACCCAUGGGCAUGCUCAUGCCGAUGAGCAUGAGCAUGCCCAUGGGCGGCCAAUGAGAGCCCUUCAACCGAACCAGUGUACUCCUAAACAAUAUAUUAUCUGCUUAGGAACGGGCACUAUAGCGGUUAACAACCCUAACUCUAACCCCAACCCAAACCCCAAGCCCGCAUGAUACGUGCUAGGUUAGCGCUGGUGGCUAAGUCCUACGUUGAUGUGAAGGUGGCUAAGUUCUAGGUUGAUAUGCUGGUGGCGAAGUUCUAGGUUGAAAUGCCCACGGUGGGCACUUCAUCCGCCGCCCAUGGGCACUUCCUGGGCGGCCCAUAGGUGAUCCCAUGGGUGUCCCAUGGGCGGUUUAGCAAUACUAUCAGUAGGGUGGGAGAUUUGGAGGGUAUGGUCUCCGGUAUUUAUAAGACGCGUUGUGCUGUGUAUGCUUGGUGAUAUAUUUUCUCUGGCCUGCGCGUUCUUGCAUCGUUGUCCGUUCGAGUGACCUCAACAACGGUCUUCUGGACCACCGAAAAGUUUUGCGAUUUUUUCACCCCGAAGUGCUUCAGGGACGCGAUCAAACCGGCCGGGGAGUCAUGUACGUCAGGGUGGGUUGGGCGCUGAGUCCCAAGAACCAAUAGUCUAAGUUGUGGCAUAUGGUGUUGUUGAUGUUUUUGUCGAAGGGGAGGGUUCUGCGGCGUGCAGGCGAUGAAAACGGCACCCGGUGCGGCGGCACGCUGAUUCCUUCUUCCAUUGGUUGGCUGCACUUAUAGGAAGCUCUUCAUUGUGUUUCCCCUUGCCCCCUUUUUCCGCGCAACGAGCGUCCACGCGCUUGAAGAUUGGUGCCUUGGGUUUGGAAGGGUGUUGUCGAAAUGCUUGACGACUUUUCGGGGGGCUGCCACCAUGAUCGUCCAGAGUGAAGCACGGUCAUCCCUCCCCCAGUUAGGACAACUUUUUUAUCACAAGCAUGGUGGCUCGCAGAAUG
This is a messenger RNA of Ectocarpus sp. CCAP 1310/34, 4853 nucleotides long. NCBI's taxonomy places the organism in Eukaryota, Phaeophyceae, Ectocarpales, Ectocarpaceae. The record is from the annotation of a GenBank genome assembly.